Chilo suppressalis (striped riceborer) is the source of this 1648-nucleotide messenger RNA. The record is from the annotation of a GenBank genome assembly. NCBI's taxonomy places the organism in Eukaryota, Metazoa, Arthropoda, Insecta, Lepidoptera, Crambidae.
UAUAAUCUGUUUGUUUUAUCUGAGGAAGUUUUAUAUAAUUGGUUUUAUCACCUGCAUGGUUAAGAUUCGAAGGAUUUUGCAAUAAUAGUCAUACAUUUCAUGUAGUAACAUUUCAGUCAAUCAUUAUGUCAAAUACCGCAACUUGUACAUUGAACCAGUAUAUUCAAUUUGUUGAACGAUCGUUCAGAACUUCCCAGGGCACUAUCCUAGCGCGGUUGCUGUCAUUAAGAGACGAUCAUGUCGGAAAUAGAAACUUACGAUCUAGCGAUAUUGCCACUCUAGUUAAUGGAAAUUGUGUUGAACCACUGGAUGAGAUAAUUAUAUACCACCUAUUAUGUGCUAAGAGCUCCGUGGCAACUUGACUUUUCAACGGUCCAUACGUGACUGUGCACCAAGAAGUGAUUGAGUGGUGUUCAAGCACUUCUUGAUGUGGACACAUUUUGAGUGUACAUGGUGUAUCUAGGGUGUUUAAUAUUGUUGGCAAAUUCAUGCAACUUAUUUGGUUGCAUUAUUGAGAACCAAUGCAGACUGGUCUCCAAUAUCAGGUACUUGUUUAGAAUAUAUUCUUCAAGUUACUCUAUAAUAAUGUUUUAGGCUUUGUGCAUGAAGGAGUAUGAACAAGCAUAUGAACGUCAAAGUUCAUGUGUGGCUAGUGUUGUGAAAUUGAUCCAAGCUCAGCAAGGAGACAACUGGAAUCUUCCACUUCUUUAUACUGUCAGUUUAGAUCUGAGACUUGUUGCUCAAAAAGCUGAAGCUACAUACCCUAGCAAUGGAAAAAUUCUAGAAAAAGCUGCUGAGAGUCUAUUAGCUGGCUUUAGAGUAUGUGUGGGAGACAACAGAUCAUCUGAACCAUACUCGAAAAAAAUUGGAAUGCUGACUAUUGUAAACCAAUUGCUGAAGGUUUAUUUUCGCAUUAAUAAAAUACACUUGUGCAAACCUCUUAUAAGGGCAAUUGAUUCAACAAAUUUAAAAGAACCGUUUCCAUUGGCACAACGCAUUACAUACAGAUACUUUGUGGGCCGCAAGGCAAUGUUUGAUUCUGAUUACCAUGCUGCAGAUGAAUUUUUGUCAUUUGCAUUUCAAAAUUGUCACAGACAUAGUUUCAAAAACAAGAGGCAAAUACUGACAUAUUUAGUGCCAGUUAAAAUGCUACUUGGUUUCAUGCCUACUAAGAAAGUUUUAUAUAAGUAUGACUUGGCUUUGUUUUGGGAUUUAGCUUGUGCUGUAAAAGAUGGAAACUUGAGAGGAAUUGAUAAAGUAAUGGAAGAGUUUGAAAGCUUCUUUAUACAAGCUGGCAUAUAUUUGAUUGUAGAAAAACUGAAGAUUUCGGCAUACAGAAAUUUAUUUAAAAAGGUUUAUUUAGCUGAAAACUCUCAUCAGAUAGACAUAGCAAGUUUCCAAGCAGCUUUACAGAUCAUGGGUCAUGAUGAUGUUGAUGCGGCAGAAACUCAAUGCAUUGUUGCCAACCUGAUUUAUGAUGGUAAAAUAAAAGGAUACAUAUCUUACCAGCAUCAAAAAGUUGUUGUUAGUAAACAAAAUGCUUUCCCGCCUUUAACAAGUUUGUGUUAAUUAAUUGAUUUAAGUAGAUUUAAGACAAUUUUUACUUGUAAUUGUUUAUUUAUAAGGUCAAAAUAAAACACAAAUCACA